UGGAAUGUAUUUUUUGAUUUAAUUGUUUACAAUUGUAAUUUUAAAGAUUAAAGAUGAAUAUUUGCAAUUCAAAAAGACCGCCAUUACAUCAUCUUCAUGACUAAUAGUCAGAUUAACCAAUCAUGUUGCUCCUUAUGUAUUGUUAUUACUUUUGUGUACUCAAAUGUCGCCAACAAAUUGAUUAAUUGUUAACUUAAAUUGUUUUUUUAUUCUCAUUUGUUUGUUAAUCUAUCCUGAUCUUUUACAAUGGCAGAUAGAAGAGCUGAAUUGGAAAAGAAGAGACAACGAUUAGCUCAAUUGCAAGCAGAAAAAGAAAGACGGCAAAGAGAGAAGGAAGCAGCUUUGCUUGAGCAAGCUGGAUCAAAUGCUCCAUCAUCGGGGAAAAACACAGGAGACUUGAGAAGAGAAGCUAACCAACUGUUAACUCAACUAGGAAUCGAUCCAUUAGGGGAUAUAGCACAAUUAACUCCUUCACCUAAUACUGAAGUGUCGUCUGAAACAACCAGUGGACAACAUGCCGCAGAACCACCCGUGGAAGAACCAAAAAAGAAGCCAAUUAGCCUUGCAUUAGUUAAUGUCAAUGAAAUUAACAUUCCACCUAAGGAAAGUGUAACUUACAAUAAACAGACGCAGACGACGGGAUCCGGAUCUGAUAGAGAUGGAUUUCCUUACGGUUCACCAGCAGAUGGACCAUCCAAAAAGAAAGCACAUCCUGUGGACUACUAUGUUAUUCACUGGGACGAAGAGACCGAUUCCAUCGAUUUUUUAGAAUGGGAAGAUGAAUUCCAAGUGCUUACGUAUGAUGACAAGUAUGCUCACGAUGAGGAGGAUGUGGAAGGAUCAUCGCUUCAAUAUGGAACAUCAAACAUUUUUCCAAAAGUAUCCCGUCAAGUAUCUACCGGCAGUGGACUGCCAAACGUUGGUAUGGUUGAACCAGCAAAGACUCCAUUGGAACGUGAAGCUAAAGAAGAAACAAAGGAACCGAUAAAAGAAAAGAAAGAUCUAACUGAAGAAAGAAAACUUCAAAUCAUGAAUAGUACAGAAUUUCUCAAAUUUUUUGAUCGAGCAACUAGAAUAGUGGAAAAGGCAUUAUUUUGGAAUGAAUCGCCUGAUAUUUUCAUCGAUUAUACUGGAGCAAAAGAGGAUAUGGAAAGUGAGGAUCAGUCUGGUGCUAGUCUUACUUUUAAUAAAUGCUUUUUCGAUGAAAGAUGGUCGAAAAAUCGCACUGUUACCUGUUUCGAUUGGUCAACUCAAUUUCCUGAGCUUCUAGCUGUUUCUUAUAACAAUAAUGAAGACCUUCCAACGGAUCCUGAUGGAGUUUGCCUUAUAUGGAACAUGAAGUUUCGUAAAACUACUCCUGAAUAUGUACUGCAUUGCCAAUCACCUUUAGUGUCAGUUUGUUUCGCCAAAUUUCAUCCCAAUUUGAUCGUUGGAGGUACUUACUCUGGUCAAAUUGUGCUAUGGGACAAUCGUGUCAACAAACGAACACCAAUCCAGCGAAGUCCCCUUUCGGCAUCAGCUCACACUCAUCCUAUCUAUUGUAUUCAAAUUGUUGGUACCCAAAAUGCUCACAAUUUGAUUACAGUUUCAACUGAUGGUAAACUAUGCUCUUGGAGUCUAGAUAUGCUGUCUUCACCUCAAGAUACUAUGGAACUGAGCCAGCAAAAACAAUCCAAACCAGUAGCUGUUACUUCAAUCUCUUUCCCUUAUGGAGAUUAUAAUAAUUUUGUUAUUGGAAGUGAAGAAGGUGCCGUUUACACAGCCUGUCGACACGGGUCUAAAGCAGGAAUUUUGGAUAUAUAUGAGGGUCAUCAAGGACCAGUGACAAAUGUAGAUUGUCAUUCUGUAAAUACUCAAAUUGACUUUUCACAUCUAUUUUUAACAUCAUCUAUUGAUUGGACCGUUAAACUGUGGAGUAGUAAAGAUAAAACGGGGAAACCAUUGUAUUCAUUCGAAGAUAACUGUGAUUAUAUUUAUGAUGUUCGGUGGUCACCCGUUCAUCCAGCACUAUUUUCAACGGUAGAUGGUAUGGGACGAAUAGAUGUUUGGAAUCUCAAUAAUGACACUGAACUUCCAACCGCCUCGGUUACAUUAGAUGGUAACCCUGCCCUUAACAGAGUUAUAUGGACACCAUCUGGUAAUCAAUUAGCAAUCGGUGAUGAUAAUGGAAAAGUUUAUAUUUAUGAUGUCGGAGAGCAACUUGCAUAUCCAAAAGGAGAUGAAUCAACUAAACUAAUGCUUACCCUACAAGAAUUGAAAAUGAAUAAGGUGGAACCUGAUGUAUCCGAAAUUAGCAGUGAUACUGCUUAUUCAAGCAUGUCUGUGAAUCUUUCACCUUUUUCGAGCCAAUCAUUGCGUUGAUCGCAACUAAUUAACUGAUGAUUUUAUCAGAUGGACCAAAGUGUAACUUUGUAAAUCAAAAAAAGUAAGAUAAGGGCAAAAUUUUUUUAAUUUGUAACCACAAUCAAAUGUGUUAGAAUAAAUGCAAUAUUAUUCAAAUUAU
Messenger RNA from Tetranychus urticae (two-spotted spider mite), 2503 nucleotides. NCBI's taxonomy places the organism in Eukaryota, Metazoa, Arthropoda, Arachnida, Trombidiformes, Tetranychidae. The record is from RefSeq and is a predicted model, not a curated record.